AGUAUUAAACAGCAUUCUCGAUCUAACACCUUCAAUAAAACAACGAUGGACAGUAGUACACUUGCCGAACAGGAUAAUUUUGGCGAAGUAAGGUCUGUUAGCUCGUUGAAAUCUAAGUUUGAAAAGAUGAAUCAACAAAAUCCUCAAACUUCAGGAUUAGCUAAUAGAUUUAAUGUGAAUGAGGAUAAUAAGCGACAUUCCCGUAAUAUAUCACUUCCUAAUACGGUGACCGUGAAUCAGCAACCUAAACGACAACUUCAAAAAGAGCCGACUACUGCGUUAUCAUCAAGAGAAUCUUCCGCAUGUAGUACUGAUGUAGAGUCAGAUGAUCCAUUGAACAAAGAUAGGUUUAAGCAAUCAUUCAUACCACCAUCAUCUGCAAAGUCCGUUCCUUCGUUUUCAAAAUCAACAAGAUCUUCAAAUUUUUUAAUCGAUGAUGAUGAUGACCCAUUUGAUGACUCACAAGAAAUCAAUCCUUUUGCAGAUGAUAAUGA
Dentiscutata heterogama is the source of this 494-nucleotide messenger RNA. The record is from the annotation of a GenBank genome assembly. NCBI's taxonomy places the organism in Eukaryota, Fungi, Glomeromycota, Glomeromycetes, Diversisporales, Gigasporaceae.